UUUUUGUGGCAUUGUUUUGGUUGAAAGCUGAAACAAAAUGCCAGCGGGUCGUGUGGCUGGCAAAGCCGGCUACUCCAAUCAUUACUACAAUGGCCGCUCGUACGUGGGCAUCAACGAGGAGAUCAUGUGGGUCAGCAUUGGGAUGGGCGUGACCAUAGCCCUGCUGAUAACGAUUGCCCUGUGCUACAUUGCUCGGGAGAAGUGCCAGAAGCGGCAGCGCGAGUACUAUGUGACCGCAUAGUUGUUGUAUGCUGCCUGCCACACGACGCACGGCCACGGCGGCAUGCAAAUGAUGCAAGAGCUGGAACAGAAGCGCAAGCGACAGCGGAACCGGGAGCGGGCCGGGGAGCAGGAGCCGCCGGCAACCAUUCACUGCAGCCUUCCGAUGAAUGUGGGAGUGGGCGUGGCAGCUGCCGGAGGAGCUGAA
Messenger RNA from Drosophila persimilis, 427 nucleotides. RefSeq lists its product as uncharacterized. The coding region runs from base 38 to 241 and encodes 67 amino acids. NCBI's taxonomy places the organism in Eukaryota, Metazoa, Arthropoda, Insecta, Diptera, Drosophilidae. The record is from RefSeq and is a predicted model, not a curated record. The transcript has 2 exons.